AUGUCAGCACAGGGUAUAGAAUGUGUUGUUCACGGUGCGUUGGCAGCACUGCUGCGUGUAAUGCGCGUGGUGGGGAUGAUACCGGUGCGACUGGUGCCGCUCGCGGACGCAUUCGUUGUUCGCUACUCGUUCGCACAAGACGUCAUUGCACGUUUUUUAAGUUUCUGUUUUAAUCUCAUUAUAAUGACAUUGGAAACGUAUCAUCUUAUCCCAAAAAUUUUAUCCAACAACACACAUUUACACAAACUGGCAUUGUUUAUGUCAUUAUACAUCGCUGUUAUUCUUCGUUGUACUAUUUUAACUGCUGCAGUAUUCAAAGGACGCCAACGGACGGUACAACUAUGUAAAAAUCUAAAUGAAAUCCAAAAGUUAAACAUAGAAGGCAUUCACGAUAUCGAGGCUGUUAAAGUUGAAAAAAGGAGAUUUAAAUUUUUCCUUAUGCUUCUUGGAUCAGGGCCGAUAUUGAAGAUCUUUCAAAUCAUAUUGGUCGGGGUUGACAAUACUAAUGAAUAUGAUUACUUAUUCAUGGUCCAGAAUAUGUCUUAUCAAUUUGGAUUGUUUUUGACAUUAACGUUGGAAGGGCAGUUCGUGUUUACAAUACUUUCCGUGCACACCGCGCUUCAGGCUCUCAAUCGUCGACUGGGAAAGUUGUUGAUAGAUUUGAAAAAAAAAAAAGAGAAUAGCGACGAAACAUCAACGACAGUUAGGACCCUCAGGAAAUUGGCUAAAUCAUACAGUACUAUGUGUGAUCUCAUGAAGACAUUGGAUAAGGAGAAUGGAUUCAUGAUUUUGGUGACAUUUAUCUUGUUACUGAUAUACGCUGUACAAACUACUUUCUUCCUAAUCGCAUUUUGGGAUUUAAAUCCUCUAACGAAUAUGGCUUUUGCAGAUAUCGAGUCGAAAAAAUCAACCCUUAAUAGAAUAUUCCAAUGCUUUCUAUGUGUGCAUGUUAUCGCAAAAAUCAUGUUUUUGCUGGAACCCUGCCAGUGGACAUAUAAUGAGAUGGAAGUAACCAGGCUGUUUGUGACUAGACUGACACAUUACGCUCCGACCCGAGGGCCACUCUACAAUGAGCUGGAAAAGUUCUAUCGUCUUGUCUUCACAAACAUACCCUCGUAUUCGCCACUUCAAUUAUUUACUCUAAAACGAUCAUUUAUAUUGGAGUUAUUGGGUGCACUCAUCACAUGGUUUCUUAUUGUUUUACGUAAUAAUCGCCCAAAAGGAGAUAUGUAG
Molecule: messenger RNA, 1233 nt
Organism: Papilio polytes (common Mormon)
Lineage: Eukaryota; Metazoa; Arthropoda; Insecta; Lepidoptera; Papilionidae
Exons: 8
Coding region: 1-1233 (410 amino acids)
Biological process (GO): sensory perception of taste
Cellular component (GO): membrane
Source: RefSeq, a predicted model, not a curated record